Halichondria panicea is the source of this 1140-nucleotide messenger RNA. RefSeq names its product aldo-keto reductase family 1 member A1-like. Gene Ontology annotation, cellular component: cytosol. The coding region runs from base 46 to 1026 and encodes 326 amino acids. NCBI's taxonomy places the organism in Eukaryota, Metazoa, Porifera, Demospongiae, Suberitida, Halichondriidae. Gene Ontology annotation, molecular function: aldose reductase (NADPH) activity. The record is from RefSeq and is a predicted model, not a curated record. The transcript is spliced from 5 exons.
GUUGUCGAGCGACCCUGUACCAGAUCUACACACCGUAAAGAAAGAAUGGCUGCCCAACAACCCACGGCUAAACUGUUUACUGGCGCAACGCUACCUCUGGUAGGCUUGGGUACUUGGAAGAGCAAGCCAGGAGAGGUGGCCAAUGCUGUCAAGGUUGCUCUAGUCGCGGGCUAUCGCCAUCUUGACUGUGCUGCGGUGUAUGGUAACGAGGCUGAGGUGGGCCAGGGACUCAAGGAAGGACUGGCUGCCAACUCCAUCAACAGAGAAGAUGUAUUUAUCACCUCUAAGCUAUGGAACACCAAACACAGUGCUUGUGAUGUCCGCCCUGCAGUGGAGGCCACUCUAAAGAACCUAGGAGUGGACUAUCUAGACCUGUACCUCAUCCACUGGCCCAUGGGUUUCCAACCUGGAGAGGUGAAUAUGCCACGCAAGCCUGAUGGCUCUAUGGCUUACAGUGACACUAGCUACCUUGAGACAUGGCCUGCCAUGGAACAACUAGUGGAUGAUGGACUAGUCAAGCACAUUGGCCUCUCUAACUUCAACAGCAAACAGAUUGAUGAGGUUAUGGGCAAGGCUAGGAUCCAACCUGCUGCUCUCCAAUGUGAGAGUCAUCCCUACCUUAGUCAGAGAGAGCUUAUUGCUCAUGCUGACAAGUAUGGCAUUGUGUUUGAAGCGUACAGUCCCCUUGGUUCCCCCGACCGUCCCUGGGCUAAACCAGGAGAGCCAAGUCUAUUAGAGGAUCCACGUAUUGUAGAGAUUGGACAACGCUAUAACAAGACUGCAGCACAAGUAUUGAUUCGCUAUCAAGUUGAGAGGGGAGUUGCUGUUCUGCCCAAGAGUGUGACUCCUACUAGGAUCCAAGCCAACAUUAAUGUGCUUGACUUCAGUCUUAGCUCUGAGGACAUGGCAGUGCUUGCAACCUUCAACAGAGACUGGAGAGCUUGUCUGCCAACAAUCUCGGUGAAUGGUGUUGAAGUACCUCGAGAUAGGAACCACCCACUGUUCCCGUUUAACAUUCCUUACUAACUCUGACUCUUUAGAAACUAUAGCCACAGAAUAGCCACAGGUGUUAGUUUAUUUUUUAGUUUUUAUAAUUAUUAGACAGUUGAGUUGACCAAAAAACAAUUUUUACAAUGAUAA